Molecule: messenger RNA, 10857 nt
Organism: Oryzias melastigma (Indian medaka)
Lineage: Eukaryota; Metazoa; Chordata; Actinopteri; Beloniformes; Adrianichthyidae
Exons: 40
Coding region: 725-10072 (3115 amino acids)
Molecular function (GO): protein binding
Source: RefSeq, a predicted model, not a curated record
UACAAAUCUCACGUGCAGUGAGACCUACGUGGCCACGGUCACAGCCCACGGAUACAAGUGUGACAGUCCACCCGGCCCGAGCACCAACAUUACUACCACUCCAUGUCCUCCCACCAACAUCUCAGCCGUGUACACCUGUUCUCCUAAUCCUGUUGCUGUGUCAUGGGUGUCCUCUGGAAACGCCAAACAAUAUACGGCGGUAGCUUUAAGCCAACAAGAUCACAAGUCUGAGUGCACGACCAACCAAACGUCGUGCAGUCUGCCUGGACUCCAGUGUGGGGAGAAAUACUCUAUUCGUGUUUCAGGAGCAAAUGACAUCUGUUCAAGUCAAGAGAGCAACUCUGUCUCCCUUCUCACAGAGCCAUGCCCUCCCACUAAUGUGACCAGCCAGCUGAUCAAUGGAGCUGCUCAGGUGACCUGGAGCGCUGGUGCCAACGCCGCCAGCUACAGUGUCAAAGCCACGAGCUACAGUCACAGCACCACCUGCAGCAGCUCCACCUCCAACUGCACGCUCAGUGACCUGGUCUGCGGCCAGGAUUAUGACAUUCGGGUUUCGGCCACUGAUGGGAAAUGUACUAGCAACUACAGCGCCCCCUUUGUGCAAAGUCGAGUGCCGUGCUCUUCUUGGAAUUUCACCACAGACCUGAAAUGUGACACCAAUGAUCUCUUAGUGAGCUGGAACGCUUCUUCCGUGCAGCUCAACUACAGUGUCACCGCUGCACCAAUGGAUGGUAACAUCCCUACAGUCACCUGCUAUACCAGCAAUGCCAGCUGUCUUCUUAGUGGCCUUCAGUGUGGACACUCUUAUAACGUCUCUCUCAAAGUGUCCCCUGAUACCUUCAAUGGACCCCAGAGCCCUUCACAGAUAGUUAAGACAGCUCCAUGUCCUCCUGCCAUCCAGAGUAGCACAGUAUUCUGUAGCAACAGUUCCUCUCUAGUGUCCUGGACUCCAAUGUCUGAAGCCACAGGUUACACCGUGAAGGCUAAAUCCACUAAAGGACACCUGGUUUCCUGCAACAGCACCACACCUUCAUGCACUCUUACAAAUCUCACAUGCAGUGAGACAUACGUGGCCACGGUCACAGCCCAUGGAUACAAGUGUGACAGUCCACCCGGCCCGAGCACCAACAUUACCACCACUCCAUGUCCUCCCACCAACGUCUCAGCCGUGUACACCUGUUCUCCUAAUCCUGUUGCUGUGUCAUGGGUCGCCUCUGGAAACGCCAAACAAUAUACGGCGGUAGCUUUAAGCCAACAAGGUCACAAGUCUGAGUGCACGACCAACCAAACGUCGUGCAGUCUGCCUGGACUCCAGUGUGGGGAGAAAUACUCUAUUCAUGUUUCAGGAGCAAAUGACAUCUGUUCAAGUCAAGAGAGCAACUCUGUCUCCCUUCUCACAGAGCCAUGCCCUCCCACUAAUGUGACCAGCCAGCUGAUCAAUGGAGCUGCUCAGGUGACCUGGAGCGCUGGUGCCAACGCCACCAGCUACAGUGUCAAAGCCACGAGCUACAGUCACAGCACCACCUGCAGCAGCUCCACCUCCAACUGCACGCUCAGUGACCUGGUCUGCGGCCAGGAUUAUGACAUUCGGGUUUCGGCCACUGAUGGGAAAUGUACUAGCAACUACAGCGCCCCCUUUGUGCAAAGUCGAGUGCCGUGCUCUUCUUGGAAUUUCACCACAGACCUGAAAUGUGACACCAAUGAUCUCUUAGUGAGCUGGAACGCUUCUUCCGUGCAGCUCAACUACAGUGUCACCGCUGCACCAAUGGAUGGUAACAUCCCUACAGUCACCUGCUAUACCAACAAUGCCAGCUGUCUUCUUAGUGGCCUUCAGUGUGGACACUCUUACAACGUCUCUCUCAAAGUGUCCCCUGAUACCUUCAAUGGACCCCAGAGCCCUUCACAGAUAGUUAAGACAGCUCCAUGUCCUCCUGCCAUCCAGAGUAGCACAGUAUUCUGUAGCAACAGUUCCUCUCUAGUGUCCUGGACUCCAAUGUCUGAAGCCACAGGUUACACCGUGAAGGCUAAAUCCACUAAAGGACACCUGGUUUCCUGCAACAGCACCACACCUUCAUGCACUCUUACAAAUCUCACAUGCAGUGAGACAUACGUGGCCACGGUCACAGCCCAUGGAUACAAGUGUGACAGUCCACCCGGCCCGAGCACCAACAUUACCACCACUCCAUGUCCUCCCACCAACGUCUCAGCCGUGUACACCUGUUCUCCUAAUCCUGUUGCUGUGUCAUGGGUCGCCUCUGGAAACGCCAAACAAUAUACGGCGGUAGCUUUAAGCCAACAAGGUCACAAGUCUGAGUGCACGACCAACCAAACGUCGUGCAGUCUGCCUGGACUCCAGUGUGGGGAGAAAUACUCUAUUCAUGUUUCAGGAGCAAAUGACAUCUGUUCAAGUCAAGAGAGCAACUCUGUCUCCCUUCUCACAGAGCCAUGCCCUCCCACUAAUGUGACCAGCCAGCUGAUCAAUGGAGCUGCUCAGGUGACCUGGAGCGCUGGUGCCAACGCCGCCAGCUACAAUGUCAAAGCCACGAGCUACAGUCACAGCACCACCUGCAGCAGCUCCACCUCCAACUGCACGCUCAGUGACCUGGUCUGCGGCCAGGAUUAUGACAUUCGGGUUUCUGCCACUGAUGGGAAAUGUGCUAGCAACUACAGCGCCCCCUUUGUGCAAAGUCGAGUGCCGUGCUCUUCUUGGAAUUUCACCACAGACCUGAAAUGUGACACCAAUGAUCUCUUAGUGAGCUGGAACGCUUCUUCCGUGCAGCUCAACUACAGUGUCACCGCUGCACCAAUGGAUGGUAACAUCCCUACAGUCACCUGCUAUACCAACAAUGCCAGCUGUCUUCUAAGCAGCCUUCAGUGUGGACACUCUUACAACGUCUCUCUCAAAGUGUCCCCUGAUACCUUCAAUGGACCCCAGAGCCCUUCACAGAUAGUUAAGACAGCUCCAUGUCCUCCUGCCAUCCAGAGUAGGACAAUAUUCUGUAGCAACAGUUCCUCUCUAGUGUCCUGGACUCCAAUGUCUGAAGCCACAGGUUACACCGUGAAGGCUAAAUCCACUAAAGGACACCUGGUUUCCUGCAACAGCACCACACCUUCAUGUACUCUUACAAAUCUCACAUGCAGUGAGACCUACGUGGCCACGGUCACAGCCCACGGAUACAAGUGUGACAGUCCACCUGGCCCAAGCACCAACAUUACCACCACUCCAUGUCCUCCAGCCAUCAUAUCAAGACAAUACAACUGUGGCACCAACGCGGUAGUCUUCAGCAUGUCCGACCCCGCUGAAGCGCUCACCUUUCUUGCUCAGAUAGUUGGAGACGGAUACAAGUACAGCUGCCUCACCAACAACGCCAGCUGUGUGUUUCAAAGUCUUCCCUGUGGCCUGGAUUUGAAUCUGACCGUGCAAACUCUGGGGUCAGAGUGCAACAGCAGCGUUAGUGUCAGCGAAUUCCUUCAGACAGCCCCCUGCCCUCCACAGAAUGUCAACGCCACAGUUCGGUGCUCCAAUCAUUCAGCACUGAUAACAUGGAUGGGGAGUCCUAAUGCCUUGGGGUACAACGUGACAGCAAUAGGCCUGGGAGGCCAAAUUCACAACUGUCACACCAACUCCAGCAGUUGCGAAGUGACAGACCUUCAAUGUGGGGAAACCUACAGCGUUAAAGUCACAGCGUACACACAGACGUGCACGGGAUCCCAGAGUCUGUCUCACAGGUUUAGAGCAGGUGUUUGCCCUCCGAGUAACAUCACUGUGCUGCCUACUUGCGAGCACAGAGCCAUCUCGUGGGCUGCUGCUGCUUGGGCUGAGACGUACAUUGCAACAGCAACUGCAGCAGAUGGACAUACUCAUACUUGUAGCUCAAAUUAUUCAAGCUCGUGCAAUUUCACUGAUCUGCACUGUGGAGAAACAUAUUCUGUCACGGUUGUGAGUGGGGAUGGGAGUUGCUGGAGCGACCCAAGUCCGCCGGUGCAGCUGAAAGCAGCUUUGUGUCCAUCUACCAACCUAACUGCUCACGUCAGCUGCAACACCGGUGCAGUGAACAUCACGUGGAGUUCAGUGGCAGCACCUUCCUAUGUCAUAAAAGUGGAAAACAUUGGUGGUCCAGCCCCACCUGUAGAAUACACCACCCCCAACAUUUCACUCUCUCUGUCUAACCUGGCAUGUGGGCAAAGAUAUGCCUUCAGCGUAGCAGUUCAAGAUGGAAAUUGCCAAAGCCGCUUCAGCCCACCCAUUAACAUAAGCACAGUUCCUUGUCAACCCUCAAACUUAACCGUACAAGUGGACUGUGGGACAAACAAUGGCAACUUCUCCUGGGCUGAAAGCAGUGGAGCGAGCGUGUACACAGUUGAGGUGAAAGGAGCGAAUGGCCACGUAACAUCCUGCUCCUCCAACACCACCUCCUGCUCGGUGAAACUGAACUGUGGAUACUCCUACCAUGCAACUUUGGUUGCCUCAACAGAGAGCUGUGACACCAGCAAAACCACUGAAAUCUUCUUUGAGUCUGCUCCAUGUUUGCCAGAAGGCGUUGUGGCAAAGUUGAACUGUGAAUCCCACAUAAUUAACGUAAACUGGACCCGGACUAACGGCUCUGAAGUCUACACUGCCUGGGCCAUCAGCGCAGACGGACACAGAGCCUCCUGCAACUCCACCGCAAACUCCUGCUCCAUCCACGAUCUCCUGUGCGGCAAGAUCUAUGACGUGGCUGUCACCUCCUCCUCAAUCAAAUGCCAAGUUAUUGCUGGCUCUGACUACAAGGUUCAGUCAUAUCCGUGUGCACCAAUAAACACAACUGUUGAGCAGAACUGUACCUCCAACAGUAUGACAGUGAAGUGGCAUGACAACAGCACAGCACAGAACUACACAGUGAAAGCUGCUUCUGCCUCAGGCGUAAACUCAACCUGUGAAUCCACCAACAGCAGCUGCUCCUUCCUGGAUUUAAGCUGCGGUCAGCUGUACUCCUUCACGGUGAUGGGAUACAGCAAUGUUUGCACGAGUGAUGUGAGCCCUCCCAUCAAGAGCUACACCGCCCCGUGUCCUCCAACCAAUUUGUCAGCUGAGUUGAACUGUACGACCCGCAGUGCUGUGGUCACCUGGAGAACUGUGGCCACAGCUGUAUCCACUGCCUACAACGUCCAGGCAACCUCCCCUGAUGGACACAACUCCUCCUGCAGCAACAUGGGCUCUUCCUGUGACCUUGACAACCUUGUUUGUGGGCAGAAGUACUCUGUUGUUGUGGAGGCAAUCAACACUGGCUGCCCUGGUCCAGCCAGUGCCCCUUCAUUCCUCACCACAGAACCCUGCAUUCCCAUCAAUAUUUCUACUCGCUACAACAUGAGCACUGCCUGGGUGAUGUGGAGCGCUGCAGCCGGCGCCAGCUCCUACUCAGUCCAGGCUGUGACAGACUCGGGCGCCCCGGUGACCUGUGGCAGCAGUAACAGCAGCUGCCACCUGAACGGCUUGCAGUGCAGUCGGAUGUACAACGUGACAGUUACGGCACACAAUCAGGCCUGCAGCAGUCUGCCCUCAGAAACGACACACCUCCUGACAGAGCCAUGCCAGCCUACAAACAUUCAAGCCAGUUUGGAUUGUGAAAAUCUCUCUGCCACUGUGUCCUGGCAGCAGAGUCCCCUUUCUGUAGGAUACGUUGCCUAUGCAGACAACAAAAAUGGACACCGCACUUCCUGCUUUAGUUCAAACGCCACUUCCUGCAGCCUUUCAGGGCUGGUGUGUGGAAAUGUCUACAGUGUCUGGGUCAAGGCUCUGGGACAGCAGUACUACAGCUCGGACAGUUCAGUCGUCUCUCUUACAUCAGCCCCUUGUGAGCCUGGCAAUGUUAAAGCCACCAUGGACUGUGUGGCACACACAGCUACAGCAUCCUGGCAAUCCAGCUCUGGAGCUUUGAGCUAUGUUGCCGUGUUAACAGCUUCAUCGGGCCACGUAAAAAGCUGCACCACCAACCAAACCAGCUGCCAGCUGAGCUCCCUGCAGUGCGGAGAGAAAUACAACCUCACUGUAAAGACUCUUGGAAAAACUUGUAACAGAACUACUCUGAUGACAGGAUAUCUCGUCACUGAGCCAUGUGCGCCCGUGAAUCUCACCGUCCUCUAUAACGUGAGCACUGCUCAGGUGAUGUGGGCUGGAGCAAAAGAUGGAGGCUCGUUCUCUGUCGCUGCCGUCAACAACAAAGUUCAGACGGUCACCUGCAACUCUACAAACACCCAUUGCUCACUGGUGGGCCUGGAGUGCAGUCAGAUCUACAACAUCACAGUGAUGGUGGCAGAUCCCUCCUGCAACAACACUGUCGCGUCAGAGCCCUAUCAACUCAUUACAGAGCCAUGCCCGCCUACAAACGUCCAAGCCAGUUUGAAAUGUGAACCUCUCUCUGCCACCGUGUCCUGGCAGCAGACUGGCUUUGCUCUUGGUUACGUUGCCUAUGUGGACAGUAAAGGUGGACACCAAACCUCUUGUGUUAGCUCCAACACUACCUCAUGCAGCAUUUCAGGGCUGAUGUGCGGGACUGUCUACAGUGUCUGGGUCAAAGCUCUGGGGAAGCAGCACAACAGCUCAGACAGCUCAGUCAUCUCUCUUACAUCAGGGCCUUGCCAGCCAGUAAUUGCUUCCGUUCAGGCUCCCUGUCAAAGCGAUGAGGUCCAGAUCUCCUGGAAUAAUACAGACGGUGCUGUCAAUUACCUGGUCAGGACCGCAGGGAAUCGUGGGUAUAUGAAGACCCACAACACGACACAAAGCUUUCUGUCUGCCACUUUACCAUGUGGACAAGAGUUCAACGUCACUGUUCAAGGACAGGGCAGCGUGUGUGACAGCACCCCCAGCAGUCCCGCCUUCUUCAAAACUGGCCCAUGCAUCCCCUCAAAUGUGACAACCCAAGUGCAGUGCGAGCUUAAUCGGGGCUCUGUCAGCUGGAGGCCAAGCGAUGGUGCUGAAACCUAUAUUGCCAUUGCAACUGGUGUGGAUAGUCACACCCACCAGUGUCUCACCAACACCACCUCCUGCACCUGGACUGACCUGCACUGUGGGGAGGAGUACACUGUUGUGGUCAGAGCAAAGACCGUCAACUGCAGCAGCCUGCCGAGCAACAGCUCCAUCAUUUACACAGGCCCCUGUGCACCGCAAAAUUUGGAUGCAACUGUUAACUGUGGAACAAAAGUUGUUGCUUUGAACUGGAAUUCCCCCAACGGGACUCAUUCAUACACAGUAUCAGCCAAAGGGGGAGAUAAAUCAGUUAGUCUCCAGACUAACACAACCUUAGCCCUCUUCUCUGACCUCACAUGUGGACAAAACUACAGCCUGACAGUCACACCUCACAGCCAACACUGUGUAGGGAACUACAACACGCAGGCCUCUGUGCUGACCUGGCCAUGCACACCUGCAGGAGUCUUUGUAUCACAGGCUUGCCUCUCCAAUUCCGUCAUGGUAGCAUGGCAGCCGAGCAAUGGCACGGAGUAUUACACCGCCGCUGUGCAAACAGAGAAUGGUGUUUCAAAAGUAUGCACAACCAACACAAGCGCAUGCACUGUUCAUGCACUGACGUGUGGACAAAACUACUCGAUGUCUGUCACGGCUUCCAACAAACAGUGUAAUGUCACUUCCGGUCAAACCAAGAGCGUGCAGUCAGUGCCUUGUAGUCCCACUAAUGUCUCAGUGUUCAUGGACUGCUCCAACAAUUCUGCUUUGGUGUCCUGGUCUGCCAGUCGAGGCGCUGUGCAGUACUCAGUGAACGGCAUCAGCAGUCACGGCAAUGCCAGCUGUCAGUCAUCUGGUCUUGGCUGUCGUCUCAGCCUUGUAUGUGGCAGCCUCUACACGGUUCAGGUUGUCGCCAUGGAUGACAACUGCUCAAGUAUUCCCAGCACUCCUGUGGAGUUCAGCUCAGGCCCCUGUCCACCUAGUAACGUGAGUGCCCAAAUGACAUGUCAGUCAAGCAAUAUGACCGUUUACUGGGACGCCAUCAGAGAUGCCGACCACUUUUUAGUAUCAUUAACUUCUGUGAAUGGAACCAUUCAAUUAUGCAACACCACAACUACUACAUGCUUCAUCAGCAAUGCAACAUGUGGAGAAACAUUUACCAUUCAAGUCACCUCUGUGAGAGGCAACUGUCUCAGUCGACCCUAUCAAACCUCCAGCAUCCAGACAGCUCCCUGCCAGCCUAAAGGAGUAAAUGGCCACAUUGACUGUGUAUCGAACUCGGCCUGGAUAACAUGGGACGCUGCUCUCGGAGCGAACAACUAUACAGUGUCAGCUGUAGGUUCAGGGAUCUCCACAACCAACUGCACUUCCAUCACAGACACUAGAUGUGAGGUGAAGGACCUAGCCUGUGGUGUAUCGUUCAACUUCACAGUCACUGCUUCAAACACCAGGUGUGACAGUCAACCAAGUGCUCCUUUCAGCUUGGAAACAGCCCCCUGUUCGCUCUCUGCAAUCACUGCUUUUACUCAGUGCCACAACUCCUCCAUCCUGGUGAUGUGGGAUCUGAACGGCAGCGGGGGAACUUCUGCGUACAUUGCCACAGCUGAAGCCAGUGACCAUACCUAUCUGACCUGUAAUAGCACCGGCAACAGCUGCUACCUGUCUGGGGCAAAGUGUGACCUUCGGUACAUCAUCAUAGUCGCAGCAUCUUCAGACCGCUGCAGCAGUCUGAGAAGUCCUCCCUACAAAAUUAGCAUGGAGCCCUGUCCACCCCAGAACGUAUCAGUAAAUGCUUCCUGUCAGACUCACAGUGCUGUGAUAUCCUGGAAUCAGUCUCCUGUUGCUGAAUCUUACCAAGUGGUAGCUACGGGUGCAAAUGGUCACAAACAUAUGUGCAACACCUCCUCCACCAGCUGCAGCCUCACAGAGCUCCACUGUGAUGAGCAGUACACAGUUUCUAUGACUGCAAGUCACGAGAACUGCACCAGUAAACCCAGUCAGAAUGCAACCCUGAACACAGGUCCUUGCCAGCCAAGUAAUGUUGCAGUUUCCUACAACUGUAGUAGUCGUUCUGCAUUGCUAACAUGGAUGCCCAGUAAAAAUUCAAAGGAGUAUUAUGGCACCGUACAGGCAGGAAGUGGAGACAAGAUUAAUUGUCACAACACAAACCCAACAUGCACCAUUGAUAAUCUUGAAUGUGGGGUAUCAUACAACUUCACUGUUCAAGCCUCUGAUGGGACAUGCAACAGCUCCUACAGCGACCAUGUGCAGUUUGGAGGAGCUCCUUGUCCUCCCGAUGGCAUCAAGGUGCAGCUGCUGCCAAUGGAGAUGGAAGUGCAGUUGUUGCACUUCUCCUGGACACAUGUCACCUGUGGAAGCAUUGAGUAUCUGCUGACUCUGACAGGAACUCUGCAAGGACAGUCAAACCUGUUUGAAGUCUCAUCCUACUGGACGAGCACAGAUUUCUUUGAGAUUCCUCUCCCCUGCAGUUCAUCUUACACUGCCAUGUUGCAAAGCAAAAACGCUGCAGGAACAAGUGGCAAAUCUGCUCCCCUCAAUGGAACAACAGCCCCCUGUCCACCGUCAGGAAUACUGUUCAGUGGUAACAGCUCGUUUGCCACGGUGUCGUGGAAUAUGUCAGUGUUUGCCACCACGUACACUGUUUAUGACAACAGUGUAAAGCCAAGGGUCAAGCUUUGCAACACUACCACACUGUCCUGCUCUUUGUCCAAUCUCGUUUCUAAUAAUCUGGUGGUCACAGCAAGCAAUGCAGCUGGAGAAAGCCAAGCAACAAGCGUCCCCAACGUGGUACUGCAACGCAGAAGGAGAGACCUUAGGACACAAAUGUCAAAGGAUGGAAGCGCCUCAGCUCCACAACUGGAGGUUACACAGGUCACACCAACAGCCAUUUGGCUCCAGUGGUCCCCAGUGAAGAAGGCUUCACACUACAGCCUCCUGAUCACCAAACAAGGCAGCUCCGGUAGUCAGAAACUGACUGUGUACGGAGAAAUCAUAAACGUCCCAGAUCUGAGCCCCAACUCCACCUACUGCUUCUCUGUGACAGCUGUUUACGGCUCUGCGAAUGGACCGCACUCAGAUCCCGUGUGCACACAAACAAUUCAAGUUCUCCAGUAAACAAAAGGCUUUUUUGAACAAAACUGAAAGAUUCUGAUUACAUGUAAUGUUAGCCUAUCUCUAUAGUAUGUAAAGAUUGUAUACGUUUAAUUAAAAUUUUCUGCAGAUCUUUAGAGGUUUCAUUUUGUGAUUUUAAGCUAUGUUUGAUUCAACAUUUACACUGAAAGCCAUUGAUUUUAUUUUAAAGACCUACUCUAAUGAAAGUUGUGUUUUAACAUGUUUUUGGGGAAUGAAUGACAUGUAUAAAGAAAAUUAAGCUUAAAUUUGCAUUUAAGAGUUUUUUUGUUCUUUUUCAAAUCAUUGAGAAAAGAAGCAGACGCAUAAAAUUACUGCUGAAAAAGAUUGUAUUUGGUACAUAGAAAAUAUGCUGAGCGGGCCACAAACUCAGAACACUUAGUGAACGAGGAGGGGAAGAGGGGCGGGGUUGCUCUGUACCAAUGUGCAACUCAGAGGUGAAUUUCUAAUAGUUUUUAUUUAUCUAAAAAUGGCAUAAUCAUCAUCAAAAGACUUUUGGGAACUAUUUACAUUUCUCAAAAGAGAAUCAGAGUGGGUCUUUAAUUGCUAAUCAUUUUAUUAAAUUAUCAAUUGCAACAUUUUGUCAUUUUUUUGAUAGGUUCACUAGAUUAAUUUCUGACUUGUAUCAUCUGUAAAUUAUUAGACCAUAACACAUUUACAUUUGAUGAACUAGGAAGUGUAUAAAUAUGAUCAAACUUACUGUAAUUAUCUUAAAUAUGAAGUCUCUUCCUUUUACAUUCUAAUAAAACCAACUUAAAUGUUUUCAUUCA